Messenger RNA from Miscanthus lutarioriparius, 1188 nucleotides. NCBI's taxonomy places the organism in Eukaryota, Viridiplantae, Streptophyta, Magnoliopsida, Poales, Poaceae. The record is from the annotation of a GenBank genome assembly.
AUGGCGCCCACGGCCUGCCUCCGGAUCCCCUUCCUCCCCGUCCGAGCCCGCUCCGCCAACGCCAACGCCACCCCGUUCUCGCCACCCCGCCGCCUUUCCCUCAAAUGCAGCGCCGCCGACGGUGACAACCCCAACCCUAAUUCCAUCUCCAUCUCUCCCGCAUCGCCGCCUGGGUUAACGGUGUCAGACGGCGUCGAGUCUGUGGACGUGAACGGGUUGCGUCGCCCGCCCGCGCCUGUCUCCGCCCCCACCGUCCCCGGCGCCCGCGAUCCCCACUGGCUGCCUCGGCCACUCACUAGCGCGGACAUCAUGGAGGCGGACGGGAAGGGGCUCAAGGUUGCUUACCAGGGUUGCGCUGGGGCGUACAGCGAAGCGGCAGCAAAGAAGGCGUACCCGAAUUGUGAGACUGUGCCCUGUGAGCACUUUGACACUGCAUUUCAGGCUGUUGAAAACUGGGUAGCUGAUAGGGCAGUACUGCCACUUGAGAAUUCAUUGGGAGGUAGCAUACAUCGGAACUAUGAUCUUUUGCUUCGGCAUAGUUUGCACAUUGUUGGAGAAGUUCGCCUUGCGGUUCGCCAUUGCUUGUUAGCCAAUCCUGGCGUGAAGAUUGAAAACCUUAAAAGUGCUAUGAGUCAUCCCCAGGCUCUUGCGCAAUGUGAGCACACAUUAACAGGACUAGGAAUUGAGCAUAGAGAGGCUGUUGAUGACACUGCUGGUGCAGCAAAGAUUGUUGCAGAACAUAUGCUCCAGGACACUGGUGCUAUUGCUAGUUCAUUGGCUGCUAAACUCUAUGGAUUGGAUGUUCUUGCUGAGAAUAUUCAGGAUGACAAAGAUAAUGUCACCCGUUUUAUGAUGCUAGCUCGAGAACCCAUCAUACCUCGCACUGAUAAACCAUUUAAGACAAGCAUAGUCUUUUCACUAGAAGAAGGACCUGGACAGCUCUUCAAGGCGCUUGCUGUAUUCGCAAUGAGGGAAAUAAACCUCACAAAGAUCGAAAGUCGUCCACACAAAGAAAGGCCUCUUCGAGACUGUUCCUCACUCUUAAAGAACUUUGAUUACCUCUUUUACGUUGACCUUGAAGCAUCAAUGGCUGAUCCAAAGACCCAGAAUGCUCUUGGAAAUCUGAAGGAGUUUGCAACCUUUUUAAGAGUCCUCGGAAGCUAUCCUACAGAUGUGAAUGAACCUUAG